Pieris macdunnoughi is the source of this 1083-nucleotide messenger RNA. The record is from the annotation of a GenBank genome assembly. Lineage: Eukaryota; Metazoa; Arthropoda; Insecta; Lepidoptera; Pieridae.
AUGGUUACUUCUUAUUAUAUUAUGAAACUUAGUAAAACACAUAAAAACCUAGACUUGUCUGAACACAUAGUGCUUAAAAACAAAAGUGCAUCUAAAAUUAAACACUCUUCCUGUAGAGUGUGCCUUGACGAAGGUUGUGUUUCACUUCUAGAUAUAAAUUGUAAUACUUUAGACACAUUUCAACAACUUUGCAAUAUUCAAAUCAACAAAAGCGAUGAUUUACCUAAGAAAUUAUGUAAUAUUUGUUACAAAUUCUUAAAAAAUACUAUGUUAUUUAUAAAUAAAGCAAAAGAGACAGAAGAAUUUCUAAAAAAAUCCCUUGAUAAAAAGACUAAAAGUGAAGAAGAAAUUCAUAAGAACAAUAGUGAUUUAUCUGAACCUGAAGACUAUAGUUUAUCAAACGAUACUGAAUCUACUGUAAAAAUGGAGUUGGAAUUUGGAAAAGAUAGUAUUAUUAAAAAGGAAAAGAUUUCUUCAAGUAUGUGUGAUAAAAAAUUAAAAACAAAGCCAACUGUAGCUAAACGAGUUCAAUGUAAAAUAUGUAAGUCAGUUGUCAUGAGGUCAUACUUUAAACAGCACAUGACCAUGCAUGAUCCAAAUCAUUCAAAAUAUGUUUGUGAAAUUUGUGGUAAGUCCUACAGGUUGAUUUGUGCGUUUUAUAAUCAUCGUUUUCAACAUAGCACUGAUUUCUUACAUAAGUGUCAAUUGUGCCCCUAUAAAGCACGAGACAAAGCACUAUUAAGAAACCAUAUGAAAGUUCACAUUGCUGACUAUAAAUAUAUGUGUACUAAAUGCCCAUCAAGAUUUCUCUUUAGAAGUAAUCUUAACCGACACAAUAUGUGGAAACAUAAACAGAAACAGUUUAGCUGUGACACAUGUAAAAGAAUGUUUCAUACUAAAUUAGCAGUUCAGCAACAUCAUGAAGUUGAUCAUUUGGGUAUGAAGAAUCAUUCGUGUAAUUUAUGCGGAAAAGCAUUUGGAUAUAGGAAAGCAAUGAUGAAACAUCAAAGAACAGUGCACAAGAGGGAGAAAAGAGUAUAUUCAAGAAUGCCUACAUAUUUACAAUAUGAAAAUAAAAAUUAA